Messenger RNA from Pomacea canaliculata, 3374 nucleotides. RefSeq lists its product as uncharacterized. The transcript has 7 exons. Lineage: Eukaryota; Metazoa; Mollusca; Gastropoda; Architaenioglossa; Ampullariidae. The record is from RefSeq and is a predicted model, not a curated record. Bases 164 to 790 code for a protein of 208 amino acids.
CACAUAGGCCAGCCUCGCUUUCAGGAAUCAGGUUUACCAGGAAGGAGAAAAGGUUGUAGUACAAAUUUAGAAUUACAAGUAACAAGUAUUGUGUUUAGUAUUUUAGUGACUACGAGUGUAAAUAAGUUAGGUAAAGAGUAGUCAGGAAUCCUGGUGUUAAAGCAUGGCGUUAGUUUUCUAUUUUAUCUCCGUGUCUUUGAUACUCGUGAAAGUCAUUUACGGAGAGGACAACAGUUGUGAUGUCUUCAAAAAUGGCACAUGCAUCCAUACAAUAGACGUCAGGUUCAGCAGCGAUCUCAAAACUGUCACUGUACUACAGGAGGACUUGAGUGGAAAAACUGAGACUAUUGCUGUGUGCGACUGGGUGGGAUUCUUUUCAUGUAUUACUAAGACAGGCAUUACCUCUAAUGUCGUGUCUAGAACUGAAAUUCAUUUUAGCCCAGAGUCUGUUACACAGUGUCUAAAUGGCAAAUUUACCCUUGGAGCUACCGGCCACGGAACGUUCCCUUGCGUUGAAAAAUCAGAUAAAAGUGAACUUAAAAACUUUGAAUCUGAAUCAAACACAGACAACGAUGAACGAACUCCGACUCACAAUCCGCCUCAGACAGAUGAUCGAGAGUCAUCUUCAUUAUUGACUAUUGCAAUUAGCAUAUCUGUUAUCAUCUCGGUAGCCAUUACGGCUGUUGUUAUCAUGGUCAUCGUCAGGAGAAAGCGGAUGGCUUUCAAGAGACAAAAUCCCACACAAAGCCAAGAAUCAUUGAUGAAAAAGCCAGAACAACCACAGGUCUGAUCUUAUCGCCUGGACCGCUCUAAAUCUCCCUCUCCGUCUCCGUUUACGUCCAUCCAUAUGUCUACGUCCACCUCUACGUCAACGUCUAUGUCUACGUUUGCAUCUUCAUUUUCACCUAAAUCUUCGUCUGAGGUAUAGCCUCACCGUCGCUUAUGGGCGACAAAACUUGUAAAAUGGUGCACCACCUUCAGAACAGUGCCCUUGGAACUACCAUCGCAACAAACCUUACACCUGGAUUCCAAGGCUUUCUCGGGAUAUUUUGUUAGAAAAGUGUUUUUCUGAAAGGACAGAGACAUAAACAGAGCCCGGGUGAAAAUGUUAAACUCAAAAUGGCGGUAAGUUGCUAUUAAUUUUUGUCUCUAUGUCAACAUUCUGACUGGCAUCUGUGGAUACAGUCACUUGGUUGGCAACUCUGGGCCCCACACCUUGAGAAACCCCCUUCCCAUACCGCUGCCGACGACCCCUCUCCCCCGGCCCCCCACUCCACGGGACUACUACUGCUCGUACAAAUGCCAACCAGCCCAUAAUCAGCUGCAAAAUCUCCCACCCCCAUUCCACAGAAAUUCAGCCUAACCAUGGUGUUGAACUCUCCUGCAGUAUAACGGAGAUAAAUUGCCACCUAAGCUGAGUUCCACGGGAGUUGUUUGAGACGAUCACAACAAAUCUCUUCGAGGAAAUCACCAUCCCGCGCACAUCUCUCCUUAAACUGAAGGAGCAGAUUCAGUGCCGUGAUGCAGUGUUUCACACUCCAGCAUUACGCCCUGGUACAGCAUCAGGAACCACAGAUUCCAACCCCCUUCCUGGACCCCUCGUCGUACCCAAACUCUCUACAACCCCCCUCCUCGCCACAGGCUACCCCAUAUCUCCCACUCAAAGCCAGAACAAUCAUCCAACAAAACGAAUACUAGACGACCAAUGUACUCAGAGGUAGUGGCAAAGCAAAAUCAACCGACCAACCACCGGCAGGAUGACGCUGACCACCCCUCCAAAUGAUCCCCCAGCUUGGAAUCUCCAGAUCCUGUUACCUUCAGUCCUGGACUUACUGGCAAAACAUCUUCUACUGUAGUUGCCUAUCUAGUGAGACUAUAGCCCCAUCUCCAUUGAUCGAAGAUAUCAAUGUACAUAAGAUUGUACAUUAUCGAGUUAAUUGGUGUUUGAAGACGUUCUCCGGUCUCCAGACCAUCACUCAUCACUGUUUUAAUCAGCUACAUAAGAGUGUGAUGAUCUCUUUGCCUUCCUUCCUAACCCUAACCUACCAACUCUGUGGACACACUUGGUAUUAAUUGACUGCUUUUUUUUCUUCGUACUUUCACUUGCUAGAUUAUAUUUGUUUGCUAAAUUCUUUCCCUACUAAAAGCUUAGGUCCUGGAAUUUCUAAUUAUUUUCAUAGUCCUUAAUUACUUCAUUUACAUAGUUUAUUUUUUUCUCCAUAAAGAGGGAUGGGUAAAUUGCAAAAAAGCAUUGUCUUGCUUAUUUUAAUUCUAGCCGCACAGGACCAGAGAGUACACUGAAACUGUGGGGAAGAUUGAUCAGUUCAGUUUUUCACAAUUUGUUCAUAAUGACAGUACAUUACUUAGACCUAUACAUGCUUUCUUCCUUCAUCACCCUUGCAAUUACUUCAGCAGUACCUUUCUCCCCACCCUAGGACAAUAGCUAGUCAAAAUUUCCUGAGAGCAAAUUCGUAAAGAGACACGAAGAGACAAGGCACAUAUAAUUGAUAGUCAAAUCGGGUGAUGAGGCAAAAAAGUAUGCAAGAUCCAGUUUAUGGGCAGAUUUUUGUGCUUUUGAAUUUGUACAUAAAGUAUAUAUACACACACACAUAAAAAUAUAUAAGUAUAUAUGUAUAUGGUAAAGAUGAGAUUAUGUGCGGUUUUAGUGGAUACAGUGAAAGUGUGUUGGUGAGAAGAGCUGCCAAAAUGGAACACUGCAACCUUUGACAUCGGGAGAAUGGUCCUUGAUCUUACACCUAGUCAUAUAUACUCAAGGCUUUCAAGUGUUUACAGAAUAAUCAAACAGUGAUUCUGCUUAGGUUCUUGGAAUAUUCAGUGCGAGAGAGCGCAUGACAACGAUUAAAUUUAUUUCUCCCAGUGGGCAAUAUGACCAUGGAAAGGUGCUCUAGUUAAAAAAGUAAAACAAUAAAAUAAGAAUAAAGUUUGUUACAAGGUGCAGCGGUAAAAGGUGUUAACAUGAAAAAUAUUAGAAAUGAAAAAAGAAGGCAAGGGAAAUUAGAGAUAUAUACUAUAAAACAAACAACAAACUUACAUCAAGAAUAAUCAUGUGCUCAGCUACACCAUCACACACACACCACUGACACUUCAUCUGAGGUUGAGCAGCUGGACCGCAGAUGGUACAAACGAUUGUAGGUGUCUGUUACUUUUGCAUGUUGGCAUGGAAUAGCGUUUACAUUAGCUUAAUAAUACAAUUUUUCUUCGUUUGUACAUGUUAGGGUAUUGACAAAAUGCGUGCAGCUUUCCUAUUUUCUGGUCACAGAAAGAAGCUAAAUUCCUCUGUUUGAUACACAUUAUCUUAGACAUACGUGACAAAAAGAUGUUGGAUGUUAAAUAAACUGGUUUGCUUUAAAAUA